AUGAUCUUCAUAGUUAAGGCCUCGGAUGCCAUCGCUCAUGUCUGGAAGGGGAACAGAAUGGCUAGUGAAGAAAUGACAAGGGUAACUGCGGCCGGGCACUACGCUAUUCUGUCGAGUUGCUGGUAUCUCGACCUGAUCCAAUACGGAGUCGACUGGACAACCUACUACGAUUGUGAUCCUACUGACUUCCCUGGUACCGAUCAGCAGAAGGCACGCGUUUUGGGAGGCGAAGCUGCUCUAUGGGGAGAAUACGUGGACGGGACAAAUUUCAUGACUCGCAUGUGGCCCCGUGCGUCUGCCGUGGCUGAACGACUGUGGUCAGAUCCGGCACAGACGAAAUCACACGAUGAUGCAUGGCCACGUCUUCAUGAGUUCCGAUGCAGAAUGAUGAACCGAGGAUUUGCUGCCGCACCGCCAAAUUAUCCCUGA
Messenger RNA from Ostertagia ostertagi, 429 nucleotides. The record is from the annotation of a GenBank genome assembly. NCBI's taxonomy places the organism in Eukaryota, Metazoa, Nematoda, Chromadorea, Rhabditida, Trichostrongylidae.